AUGCAAAAGGUGAUAGGUUCACUUAUGUCAGUGAAGAAGGAGGUGAAAGAUGAGGACUUUGAUGAUUUCCUCAGAGAACAUAUUUUGGCAGAUAAGAAACUGGAAGAUAAGACUGGUCCACUUAUGUCAGUGAGGAAGGAGAUCAAAGAAGAAGACUUUGAUGAUUUCCUCAGAGAAUAUAUUUGGACAGAUAAGAAACUGGAAGAUAAGACUGGUCCACUUAUGUCAGUGAAGAAGGAGAUCAAAGAAGAAGACUUUGAUGAUUUCCUCAGAGAAUAUAUUUUGUCAGAUAAGAAACUCGAAGAUAAGAGUGGACUGGAGCAAGACUGGAAUACGGAUACACAAACAUUAACUCUGACGUGCAAAAAGGAAACAUUCUCACCAGCGGAAAUGAAAGAGGGACCCAAUGAUAAUUUUGGAGAAUAUGACUAUGAUGACUCCUCCUCAAGUAAGAGACAUGAGAAGAUCCAUACUGAGGAAAAGCCAUGCCAUGGUACGAUGUGUUGGAAGAGUGGGAAAACCCUCACUAUCAACAAUAGAACAAAUCCUGGAGAUAAGUCAUGUCAGUGUUCAGACUCUGGAAGGACCUUUACUGGGGCGUGCGAUUUCAAGUCGCACCAGAAACUCCAUGCUGGGGAAAAGCCAUAUCAGUGUACUACAUGUGCAGAGCUCUCUAUCCAUGAGAGAUCACAUUCUGGAGUGAAGCCAUAUCAGUGCUCAGAGUGCGGGAAGACUUUCAGUCAGGCAGGGCAUCUCAAGACACACCAGAGGAUCCAUACUGGGGAAAAGCAGUAUCAGUGUUCAGAGUGUGGAAAGAGUUUUACUCAGGCGGGUCAUCUCAAGAGACACCAGAAGAUCCACACUGGGGAAAAGCCAUAUCAAUGCACUUCAUGUGGUAAGAGUUUCGGGAGGAAAACAGAGCUCACUGUCCAUAUGAGAACACAUUCUGGAGAAAAGCCAUAUCAGUGCUCAGAGUGUGGAAAGACUUUUGCUCACUUGGGCAACCUCAAGACACACCAGAAUGUCCAUACUGAGGAGCGUUACAUGUGUUCAGAGUGUGGAAAGACUUUUACUCAGAAGGGCUAUCUCAAGAAACACCAGAGGAUCCAUACCGGAGAAACACCAUAUCUAUGCACUAAAUGUGGAAAGUGCUUCAGACAAGAGUCUUCUCUCAAGCGUCAUCAAAUCAUCCAUACAGGAGAAAAAAAGCCAUAUCAGUGUUUAGAGUGUGGAAAGACCUUUGCUCAGAGGGGUAAUUUCAAUACACACAUGAGAGUCCAUACAGGAGAAAAGCCAUGGCAAUGUCCAGAUUGUGGAAAGACUUUCGGUCAGGUAGGUUCUCUCAGGCAACACCAGAUGAUCCAUACUGGAGAAAAGCCAUAUCGGUGUGAUGCAUGCGGGAAGUUCUUCCGUCAACUGCCUUCUCUCAAGUCUCACCAGAGAGUCCAUACUCUAAAGUCUCAUCAGUGCUCCGAGUGUGGCAUGACUUUUGCUCUGGUAGCUCAUGCCAAGUGGCACCAGAAAACCCAUAAUUUUAACAUGGAUAAUAUCAAGCCGCGGUUUAAAUGA
Messenger RNA from Sardina pilchardus (European sardine), 1569 nucleotides. Its product is annotated as zinc finger protein OZF-like. The coding region runs from base 1 to 1569 and encodes 522 amino acids. NCBI's taxonomy places the organism in Eukaryota, Metazoa, Chordata, Actinopteri, Clupeiformes, Clupeidae. The transcript is spliced from 3 exons. Gene Ontology annotation, molecular function: DNA-binding transcription factor activity; RNA polymerase II cis-regulatory region sequence-specific DNA binding. Gene Ontology annotation, biological process: regulation of transcription by RNA polymerase II. The record is from RefSeq and is a predicted model, not a curated record.